Messenger RNA from Myxocyprinus asiaticus (Chinese sucker), 3472 nucleotides. Its product is annotated as probable E3 ubiquitin-protein ligase HERC4. Gene Ontology annotation, biological process: ubiquitin-dependent protein catabolic process; protein ubiquitination. The coding region runs from base 102 to 3011 and encodes 969 amino acids. The transcript is spliced from 23 exons. The record is from RefSeq and is a predicted model, not a curated record. Lineage: Eukaryota; Metazoa; Chordata; Actinopteri; Cypriniformes; Catostomidae. Gene Ontology annotation, molecular function: ubiquitin protein ligase activity.
CGGAAGAAAUCCAUCCCUCUUUCAUUGCGUAUCAUCUCGCUCAAUAAGGAAAUCUGACCUGUUAGAUUGGAAGUUUAGAGGAGACCGUCUCUUAUGUAAAGAUGCUCUACUCUUGGGGUGCGUGUGACGGAGAGGGAUUUGACGUGGUCAGCUAUGAGAGAACAAAACAGGAUAAUUCUGUGGUAAAGACAUUGUGUGCGGAAUCAACAAUCCAGGAUGAACCAACAGGAAAAUAUCUCGGAUUCAUCGGUGGAGAUGGAAACGUCACGGUCCUUAGUCUGUAUGUUGACGGAAAUGUCAACGCUGUGGUGCAAAAGCGCUUUAGCUUAAAGAAAGACAAGAUCAAAGUGAUGAAGUGUGGACCGGCUCGUGCGCUCCUGUUUCUACAUGAAGGAAAGAUUCUCCUAUUGGAGAGAGGGAAUUCCUGCAGGCCCUUCAGAGUGCUCUGCGACAGACAGGUUACUCAGGUGGCAUGUGGAAACCAGCAUUCCAUUGCAUUAAUCCGUGAUGGUCAGUUGUUGGUUUGGGGUGAGAACUCUCAUGGUCAGUUGGGUUUAGGGAAGGAAGAACGCAGCACUCUGUCACCUCAACCACUCAAAUCUCUGUGCGGGAUUCCUCUGGCUCAAAUCAGCGCUGGAGGAGACCACAGCUUCGCCUUGUCCCUCUCAGGAGUCGUGUUUGGCUGGGGGAAGAACAACGCUGGACAACUUGGCCUUGGAGACAUUACCAAUAAAUACACUCCAACUUGUGUCAAGAGCUUGAAUCAGAAGAAAACAGUCUUCAUUUCAUGUGGGGAAGAGCAUACUGCCAUUCUGACAAAGGGUGGCUUUGUGUUCACAUGUGGAUCAGGCCGCUUUGGGCAGCUUGGACAUAAUUCACUAAGGGACGAGUAUCACCCUCGACUCAUAGCUGAACUCAUGGGGUCAAAGGUGUCUCAGAUCGCCUGUGGACAGCACCACACUCUGGCAUUGUCUGAGCUGUUUAAUGUGAUCUACUCAUUUGGAUGCGGGGAACAAGGGCAGCUGGGAAAUGCAAAGACAAUUAACCAGACUGUGCCCUUACCAAUACACUUGCCAUCAGAUCACAACCCUGCAUUAAAAGUGAAGAGAGUUGUAGCUGGUGGGAACAUUUCCUUUGCCUUCUAUCAUGAAUUGAACCAUGAAAGAAGUGUUAUACCGAGCGUAUGUGCAACACUAGAUGACCAAAUCAUUGACAAAUGGCUGACAGAGUGUGACACGAAUGCAUGGACACGAGCCAAAAGGGAAAUCAAAAGGAUGUUUUCAUCUGCAUCUUUCGUAAAUGGGAGUUUUAUUGAUAAAAGUUGUGACCAACAUUUCCUGACUUCAGCGGAAUAUUCCGGUCUGGAUCUUUCCCUCGCCCGUCUUGCUUUUGAGAAGAUAGCCACAAAGACCAAAGUACUAUCGGAGGUACAGCAAUCAGUGAUGAGAGAGCUGCUUCCAUCUCUGAGCAUCUGUCCAGCUGGUGUAGAGGCUCUGAGAAUUUACCUUAUCCUGCCUGAACUCAUCAGAGUCAUCCAGAAACAAAAACAACAAACAGAACUGGCUGUUGACCUGGCUGGUGCCAUUCUAAAACUGGACCCUUUUCCAUGUGAUGCUUUGGAGAGCCUCUGGACUAGAAUGCCAUAUUCAUACUUUAGGACGCUUGUGAAGACCUUGCGUUCUGAGUCUGCAAAGCUCAUAGAACAAAUGACAGCACAACAUUGUGACAACUGGGAGUCCCUGACCACCAUUCUUCGUGUUCUGAAGCGAUUAUUUUUGGUUAACAGGCAAAGGAAAAGCGUAUUAAUUGAAAGUCAGUUUUGCAUCAGUGAAGUUGCCCACCUGCCAAUGAAUGGAAAUCUUGAACUGUUGGUUCCCUUCAGUUUUGUGGCGGACACUGUUACUAAACAGAAAAUUUUUAAUUACUUGAAGGGCUUACUCAUGCAGGAAGAACAGACAAGCGCAUUCUUAUCCGGACUACCUAAUCCUGUCAACAUGUUGCACAUAAACAGGGAAUCAUUGUUGAAGGACACACUAGAGUAUCUCAGAAAAGGCAUCCUCUCAUUUUCAUACCCACUAAUGGUGGCGUUUAUCGGGGAGAAUGGCAUAGAUAUCAGGGGCUUAUCUGCAACAUUCUUCUCCCUCCUUUCGGAAGCUUUUCUCUCGUGGGAGAAAAAGCUUCUGGAAGUCUCAGAGAAUUCACAACUGGUUUGGUUCAAUCCUGAUACAUGUGAUGUCACAGAUUUUUAUUAUCUUGGCAUUAUGUGUGGAAUGGCACUGUACAACCAUCAUUACAUGAACAUUAACUUCCCAUUGGCGUUGUUCAAGAAACUCCUCCAAUUGAGUCCCACACUCAGUGAUCUAGAGGAACUGUCCCCUGUGGAGGCCAGAGGUUUGAAAAAUCUUCUUGAAGAGGAAGAGGAAGAUGUGGAUGGGCUGCUUGUGGAUUUCACGGUCAAAGGACAAGAGCUCUUUUCAAAUGGAUGUCAGGUUCCAGUGACCAAAAAUAACAGACAGAUGUAUGUUGAUUUGUACGUUGACUUUGUUUUCAACAAGUCAGUGAAGAAUCAGUUUGAGCAAUUUUCAAUAGGUUUUUUUGAGGGUUGUCCUCUCAAUGCUUGGAGAAUGUUCCACCCUGAAGAGCUCAGGGAACUUUUCCAUGGUUCCCCUACAUAUGAGUGGAAAGACCUUCCUCAGUGUUCCACAUAUGAACACUGUUCUCCAUCUGAUGAGCUUAUCACAAAUUUCUGGACAGUCUUCUUUGAGUUCUCAGAAGAGCAAAGGAAGAAAUUUCUGUUUUUCAUGUAUGGAACGGACCGUGUUCCUGCCGGAGGUCUCUCAAAGCUGUCACUGAAGAUUGUGCAGUUAAACCUUCCUGAGCCAGAUGACCGUUUCCCAGAAGCCCAGACCUGUUUUGGCAAAUUACAUCUUCCCAAAUACAGCAAUAUUGACAUACUUCGCAACAAGCUAAUACAUGCUAUCAACUUCUGUGAGGUUUUUGGACGGGUGUGAAAUUCCCUCAAGGUCAUCGGGGCUAAAAUAAGCUUAUACUAAUUAUGCUGUCAACUAGGCUGACUGCUGCUGAUUGCAAUUUCAUAAACUGCACUGAAAAUAAAUGUUAACCUGUUCUUCAUCUAAAUGAAAUGUUGUUGUUACUGUAAAUUAACUUAUGUAGUUGCAUACAUAUAUAAUAUAUUAUUUAUGCUAUUUUAUUAUAUUUUAUAUGUAUUGGAAUUUAUAACCUCAUUUUAUGACCUAUUAUCUGACAUAACUCCUAUAAGCAUGUUUAUUUGAAUAGAGAAAUAAAAUGACAUUAUCUAUUAAAUAGAGUAGCCUACUUCUUACCAUGGUGUUGAUGUUGGGAAAUUGCAAAGCAUUAUGUUAGAAGCAUGGAUGCUCUUUUUUUUCAAAGCUUAGAGUAGAGGUUAUAAAGCUUGUUUGAAAAUUUUUAUUUUACCUUUUCUAUUUUUAGA